AUGUCGCCAAAAAAGGAAGUUUGAUAAAAAGAUGGCCGAAAGUAGUGGUAGUGUUGUAGUGUCAAAUAAUGCAAAUACAGCAGGAGAAAACACACAAACAAGAGCAGUGCAAAGUACAGAUUCUACAGACAAAAUCAACAACAAGACUGAUAAAGAGAGUAACCUACCACCUGCUGAUGGAGCAUUCCUCUCUACAAUGACAGUGUCCAUGGUGGCACCUCCGGAGGCCACCAGCAUUGGAACCACUGGACAAAUCUUGGAUCUCAAUCUGAACAACACUAAUGGUGACCCUGGUACCUUUGAAGACUCACCAACCGCAGACGCCCGGCCGUUUCCACUUCCACACUCUUGAUCCCCAACAACAACACUGCCUCGCUCGUUUUUCUCUUCUCGUCGUUGCUCAGGUGUUAGAGGGAGACGGAAUGAUGAGCGUGCAGCGUAGCUUAUCUGAUUAGAUGGGAAUGCCUCCGCUACCGUUCAUGCACAGGGCUGCAUUUGCACCGACUUGAUUAAGAAUACACAAUACAGCAGGUAACCAGAUCAAAUGAUGGAUAAUAAUUAUUUAUUGAAUUGCUUAUAGC
This is a messenger RNA of Acanthoscelides obtectus, 581 nucleotides long. Lineage: Eukaryota; Metazoa; Arthropoda; Insecta; Coleoptera; Chrysomelidae. The record is from the annotation of a GenBank genome assembly.